This is a messenger RNA of Rotaria socialis, 228 nucleotides long. The record is from the annotation of a GenBank genome assembly. NCBI's taxonomy places the organism in Eukaryota, Metazoa, Rotifera, Eurotatoria, Philodinida, Philodinidae.
AUGAAUCGUCCUCAAAUUCCUAUUGCGUUUGGUGUUUCAUUUUAUACUUUGUUGUAUCUUCAUUAUAAAUAUGAUUUGAUUGCUCGAUGGAAAGGCGAACCAAUUUAUAAUGAUUAUUCCUAUGUAAAACAAGCUGCUGAACACGAACGUACUACUCGUCUUACUGCUCUUUCUUCUUUCCCAACGCCUGAAACUUCUUCAUCAUCUUCAUCAACCGGUGCUAGUUGA